CCCCCCCCCUCCCCUCCCUUCCCUCCCCCAUCAGCCCCUCAGGGCCCGUGCGGCCGCCGAUGAGACUCUAGCGAGGCCUUAGCGCCGGGGGAACGGGGGAAACGAAAAAAGACCCUUGACCCGGUCUCCGAUUUGAACCCCCUUUAAUUCCCGGCCGAUUUAAUUUUAAAUCUUAAAGUCACCCCCCCCCCCCUCCCCCUCACCUUCCACCUUUCCAGUCCUGGGACCAUGAGUGGGGACUCUGGGGCCGCCAGUCCCCCCAGGCCGAAGCCGCGCAGGAGCUUCGGCCCAGGGCCGCCCCGGCUGUCCUUGGAGAAAGGCCGCUCGUGCAAAGCUCUGUUCGCCUCCUCCGACACCCCGGUGUUGUCUCCAGUCACCAACCUGGCGCUCAACAUGGUCAACCUGACAGGCCUGGGCAGUAAUUGUGAUACACCGAAACGCAGGCCAAAUGGGACUCCGCUACUCCUUCAGACACUCUCAUCUGAUUCUGAUGCAGGACUUUGUAUGGAUUCUCCGAGUCCGAUGGACGAAAAGGCAAUCGGCGAGACGUUUGAAAAAGCAAUAUUAGAAUCUGGAAAAGUGAUUACCAACAAGUUCCCUAUAAGAAGAAUAAACUCCCUUCCGAUGAGACUUCUAGGAUCAAGCCCUGCACUAAAGUCAAGCCAGUGUGACUCUGUACAUUUAGAGGUGUUUCACGAAGGAAGUGCUGGCACCUUCUCGGCUGAAGGAAACAAAGAAAACGAAGGAUUUGAGUUCAAAAAGCCAGUUCAUCCAGUUUCUCGAAACCGUCUCUGUACCUUUUCUGCUGGGAGUAGACAAGCUCCGAGGCCAAGUUCUGCACCUGCUUUAAUGUUUUCGCCUUCGGGUGAUGGGUCAGCCGAUCUUGGUAGCCCGAUCCUUCUACGCAAAUCCUCACUAACUUCUUCUGUUGAUGAUGAAGACGAUGGAUUUUUGGACUUGCUUGAUGAAGAUAUUGAGAAUGAUGCUGACGUACCUUCUGGCAUGGCCAAUCUGCUGACUGCUCCGCUCAUGGCUAAAAAGGAGAUCACGCAGGAAAUUGUGAAUGAUGGAACUCCUAAUAAAUGGUCCUGCACCAGCUACUUCAAAUCUCCCACAUCAGGCCAUGAAGUGCGGUCCAUACUGAAACGGGUGGUUCGGCCCAAAGAUGAAGAGACCCCAGUGAAGAACAAGCGGAGGAGAAGUCUUGCUUGCAUAACUGAAGAAGCGGCCACUGAAAAAGCAAAGCAGCGUUCUCUAUUGCGGUCCAAGUCUUUCUGUGACGCUGAAAUUGAGAAAGUGCUCCAAAUUGAUGACUGCGGACACAUGAUUGGAGAUUUUACAAAGCCAUAUAUUUUACCUACUGUAGAAGGAAGACACCAAGAGUUACAAUAUAUAACUGCAGAGAUGGUAAUUCAAUUGGUAAAUGGGAAUUUUGAUAGAUUUGUCGAACGGUUCCUGCUCUUUGAUUGCCGAUAUCCAUACGAGUAUGAAGGAGGACACAUUAAAGGUGCUCUUAAUUUGCACAUGGAAGAUGAGGUGGAGAAUUAUCUACUGAAGAAACCCAUUGUUCCAGUUGAUGAAGCUAAGCGAGUGAUUAUUAUUUUCCACUGCGAAUUUUCAUCUGAGCGGGCUCCACGAAUGUGCCGUUUCCUACGAGAAAAGGAUCGAGAGGUGAAUGGCACAGACUACCCAAAAUUGCACUACCCAGAACUGUAUAUCCUGAAGGGUGGAUACAAGGAAUUCUUCCCAAAGUUUAAACUAUACUGCGAGCCACAAAGUUACCGCCCAAUGAAUCAUGAAGAUUUCAAAGAGGAUCUCAGAAAAUUCCGCUUUAAGAGCAGGACGUGGGCAGGUGAACGAAGCAAGAGGGACAUGUACAGCCGGCUGAAGAAGUUGUGAGGACGUUGUCUUUUUGUGAUGGGUGGCAGGCUUUUCUUUGAAUCCUGGGCUGGUUCCAUGAUGCUAUACAUUAAUGCCUUGGAUCAUUGGUUGGCAGUGGAUAUUGCAGUUACUUGGAAUGCAGUGACUUUCAACAACAGCUUAGUGUUCCAUUACCUGUUCUAAAUACUGCUAAACUGGUGCCAUGUGGGCAGGACCACAGAUUCAAUAACUUCUUUAAAAACUUGUGCCUAGUAUGGAGUAGAUGACUUCCUCAAUGGCCAUUUGAGUAUAAAGCCAGUAUUGAUGGAAACUGCUGUAUAAAGGUUUAACCUAAUGGGUUUCUAGAUGGCUGUUCUGUAACCAUCGUGUACAUUUUGUGAUUUAUUGGUGCACUGUUAAUAAUUGGUGCUUACUGAGAAUUUAUAAUAUUACUGGAGAUUUUGAGCUUUCCCAACAGACUGGCUAAUUGCAUGAAUAAUGACAUUUCAAGAGAAAAAGCAAGGGGGUGAAUGAGUUUCUGUAUCAACUGCUUGUGAUCUUCCAUCAUGUAAAUCUGCCCUGAGGCUGCAGUGCCCACAAAUAUUUGGCCUUGAGUUUUUAAAAAAAAAAAAUGUCUGAUUUAAGAUCACUGCUAAUUUACUUCCAGUUCCUAAUGUGAAUUGGAAGUAACGACUUUUUAAUUUUUGUUAAUAGUUUGAAGUAAUCAGUCUAGUUUUCGCUCGAGACUCCUGGACUGUAGCUCAAGAGGUCUGUUCUGUUCAUCUUUUAAUACAUACCAACCUAUUCCAUAUUUUUAAAAAAACUUCUUAAAUUUGUGUCAAGCACACAGGUGGUUUAAUUUAUCUGAUUUGCCAAACUAUAUUAAAACCACUAAGUCUUGCUACUUUAACAGCAUCUUCACAGCACUUAACAUUUGGAUUGGGAGCCCAGUUCUGAACUGCGUGAAGUAAACACAUUUUGAAACACAUAUUUUGCAUUCAGUAUUAUAACCAAAGCGAAACAUUGCCAACAUUUUUUUGUGCAUUUCACAUUGUGCUUGGCAUUUCCUUUCAAUCAGGUGAAUGAGUUAAUGUAUGCAGGAGUUUUGCAUACAAGUUCUAGUUUAACACAAGAUUUGCUAAGCAGUAGGUGUGCACACUUUGCAAGUUUUUAAAUGGUAAAGAACAUUUUUUUACUUGCUAUUCCAGGGCCAAGGUGAACCAUGGAUCUGUUAUAGGAUUUUACCUGUUCCUGGAUAAUUCAAUCAUCCUUUAUGAAUUUCCAUCAUUUUCAUAUCUUAAAAGUUAUUUUAAAAUGUUACAUUCUUUCCAUAUACUAUGUUAGAGAAAAGAUUAGUGGUAAAAUGUGAGACUAGUGACUAAGUGGAAGGGAAGCCUUGGAAGUUUUGGCUUUAUUCGAUACAUUGCAGGUUAUUUGGGGAGUGGGGGAGUUUAUGGCAUGGUGUGCACUGGCUCCAGGACUUGACUGACCAUUUCAGGAUGCGUACCUGUUACUCUUUUUUUUGUUCAUGCAACAUUUAGAAAAUGUCACCAAGGUUUUUCCUGAUCUUGAAUGGACCUUGAACAGGGUAGCCCUUCCCAGUUCUCCCUUCACCCCCCCCCCUCCCUUAAAUUAAAUGGGGCAUGUCUAACUUCUGUGGGAGCCUAGAUAAAUCAUAAGGCAAGUACAGCAAAACUUUGUGCUACUAAUGGAAAGGGAUCUUUUCUUAACCUGACUUCAAAAGGAUUCCUGAUAGCCUGAUUCCCACUUAUACAGUGGCCUAGUCAUUUUUAUCAUUGCUAAUAGAGGUGAAAAAUUGUGAAAUCCAUAUAUGCAAUCCUGAAAGUUGAGCCAUUUAUCUUGUUAACCUGCCAAUCUUGAAGUUCUAGUUGCACCACUCCACAUUUGAACCAACAGGAACAUCCUAGCAUUUGUACAUUUCAGCAAACCAGUUUUUCUACCUAUUUAUGGAUCAACUUAUUACUCUGCCCAUAAUGUAUAUAAGCCUGAUAUUUGGCCAAUUUUGCCCUAAACUUGUGCCUUUUUGAAUAUUUCAAGAUUUAAAUUUUCUACCCAGUUUAGAUUUUAGACCAAUCUGUGUACUGCCUAAAAUGAUCAACACACUAUUUAUGUUCAAAGAUCCACAGGCUUGCAAAAAUAAUAUUGGUCAUUACUGCCUUUAGAGAUUGACAAUUGUGAACAGUGUGAGUUGUGAACAGUGUGAAAUGAAUGAGUGAGAGGGGUAUGGAGUUGGUAUGGGUGUAAUGCUUAUUUUGCAAUGUGGCUGUAAUAAUGGAAGUGUGGUUUAAUUGUUUGCUGUAGAGAUGUACUUUAGCCAAACUGUCUUCCGUGCAGGGAAAUAAAUGGCUACAGAUAGAAAAAAAA
This is a messenger RNA of Carcharodon carcharias (great white shark), 4245 nucleotides long. RefSeq names its product cell division cycle 25B (gene cdc25b). Gene Ontology annotation, molecular function: protein tyrosine phosphatase activity. The coding region runs from base 229 to 1899 and encodes 556 amino acids. The record is from RefSeq and is a predicted model, not a curated record. Gene Ontology annotation, cellular component: cytoplasm; nucleus. Gene Ontology annotation, biological process: positive regulation of G2/M transition of mitotic cell cycle; positive regulation of G2/MI transition of meiotic cell cycle; protein dephosphorylation. Lineage: Eukaryota; Metazoa; Chordata; Chondrichthyes; Lamniformes; Lamnidae. The transcript is spliced from 16 exons.